Thalassophryne amazonica is the source of this 516-nucleotide messenger RNA. Its product is annotated as apoptosis facilitator Bcl-2-like protein 14. The transcript is spliced from 5 exons. NCBI's taxonomy places the organism in Eukaryota, Metazoa, Chordata, Actinopteri, Batrachoidiformes, Batrachoididae. The coding region runs from base 1 to 447 and encodes 148 amino acids. Gene Ontology annotation, biological process: regulation of apoptotic process. The record is from RefSeq and is a predicted model, not a curated record.
AUGCUGGUGACCAGUGAACAGAGUGGAGUGGAAGACCGUCUUGCACAGAUUGCGGACUCAGCAAUAAUCCCUGAAGUGGACCUGGAAGAAACCGGAUUGGACAGCCAAGAUCAAAUCGUUCAGUUGCUGGUGGAUUUGUUGAAAUCAUCUGGAGAUGAAAUGAAUAAGAAGAUUUUGCAGAAUGACGUUCUCAAGAGACAACUCAGCACUUUAAACUACAGCCUGUUUGAGAAGUUUACCUUCAGCAUGCAAAGUCUAGUUUGCAAAACACCCCAAGAGAAGAUUGCCUGGGCCUUUGAGGUGACCAGCAGAUUGUCUGCUGUGCAUGUUGUCCCCAGGAGGCGGGUGCUCAGCUUUGGCGACCGCUACAUCAGACAGCACCACUCUGCCUGGGUCCAGCAGCACGGAGGCUGGGAAAAAGCGUUUGACAGUGACGCUGUCGACUAAACCCCCAUGAUCAAAACCAUGACUCCUAAAAGUCGUCACUGGGAAGAUGCGAUGCCGUAACUGUUCAAG